Colletotrichum phormii is the source of this 1515-nucleotide messenger RNA. Its product is annotated as S-adenosyl-L-methionine-dependent methyltransferase. NCBI's taxonomy places the organism in Eukaryota, Fungi, Ascomycota, Sordariomycetes, Glomerellales, Glomerellaceae. The record is from RefSeq and is a predicted model, not a curated record. Bases 1 to 1299 code for a protein of 432 amino acids. The transcript has 3 exons. Gene Ontology annotation, biological process: cellular response to biotic stimulus.
AUGCCUUCCCUCAGUCAGAGCGUGGCCCUGGGGUACGUCAUCGUACUCCAGGGUCUCUGGCUCUCCUUCGGAGGAAGUCCCAUCAUUGACUUCGUUCUCAGCGCUCUUAUAGCAGUCCCAGUCACCGCCGCUCUCUGGCUCGUUGCUUCCGCCAUCAGCCAUCGCAUCAGCGAGACGAUCCUCCCCGGUCAGCCUAUCGAAUCCUACAUGAUCUUCAAGCAUCUGGCAAAGGUCAAGUACCGCGGCAAGAGAAAGAUCCCGAUGGCCACCUUCUGCCAGAUGUACCUCGACGGAGAGGUUGAGAUGAACGGAGACACUCUGGCUAUCCUCGAGAAGAGACAUGACUGGGCUUCUUUCCGUCUGACUUUCGGUCUCAUCUACCACGUUCUGUUCAAGCUCAUCCCAAAGAUGGCUGAGGUUCUCUGCUUUCAUGAUGAUGCUUGUGUUCAUCCAGACUACGAGGAACUCGACGUAGGCUUGCUGCGAGGCUUCCUGGGACCGCGCAUGAUGUACACCUCUGGUAUCGUCCGCGACACCAACAACAAAGAGUCUCAAGAGGAACUCGAGAACAACAAGCUCGACAUCAUCUGCGAGAAGAUUCAUCUUAACCCAUACGACAGAGUCCUCAGCAUCGGUUAUGGCUGGCAAGCGUUAGCCAACUACGCCCGUCGUAUCUUUCCCGAUGUCCCAUUCACUGGCCUCACCCAUACCAACGAGUAUAUCAACAUCCCGGCCAUCAGAGGCGGAUACAAGAAGAUCAUCUGCACGCAUCUCGCCCAGCACAAAGGCCCCGGCAACUUCAUGGCUCUGCACACAGGCCCUGGCGAGUACUCAGACUUCCUCAAGCAUAUUCACGGUCUACUCUCCAAUGACGGUAUCUUCUUCCUCGAGGUCGCGGGCGCGGACAAGUCUUGGCAGUACGAGGACCUCGUAUGGAGACUCCUCAUGGCCAAGUACGUCUGCCCCGACGCCGUCCCCUAUACCUCGCUCGGAUCCUUGACCAACCAGCUCGAGACCGCCGGCUUCAGAGUCAACAGCGUGGACAACAUUGGCCGCCACUACUCUGAGACGGUCCGGAAGUGGUACGGUAACUUUGUCUGGAAUCAAGAGGCUUUGGUUUCCAUGUAUGGCCCCAAGAUCUACCGGACGUUCGAGUUCUUCUUGGCCUACAUGGUCAUCAUCUUCGGUCAAGGCCGCGCCAACACUUACCAGAUUGUCGUCACCAAGAAUCCCAGUUCUGUCAACCGAACUGAGGCUGCGCCUGAAGUUGAGGAGUCUUCUUGGGAUCUCUGCGAGUAGUCAUUUGAGUCUCUCCUUCGUCCAUUCAACUUACACCGAUCUUUGAGUCUCUUGACGUUACGGGCUUUUAUGAGGAAGUGGUAUUCUGAGAUCAGAUGUGGCUGAACCCGGGGUCAAAGGAUCAGGUCGGAAGGAAGAAGAUCAAGGACACAUCAUGAGACUGGAGACCUAGAACUACCAUGGCUGAUGGAAUGGUAGAAGCAAUAAGUAGUGCAC